AACCCAUUCGAUUCACAAGUGACACUAUGAAGAAUGCAGUUCACCGGGUACCUUUCUAGCUGUAUGAGCUGCCAGCCUCAGGAUGCAUCCCUAAAAUGUAUUCUUAGGACAUAAAAGGAAUUAGGAACAAAGCAUGGGACACACUUGUAUGGCCACUUAAGUGCAUGCCACUUGAAUAGUAUUCACAGAAGACUAACACACCUGCUCAGAUUUGCAUGAAAAGGCGGUGGCAAUGUGUAAAAUGGUGAGCGCUUCUUAAAGAGGAAUUUAUCCUUUAAAACCAGAAUUGUGGAAACUACUGAUGUUGGAASAAACAACGAAACAUGAAUUCCCCAAAACAGGACACGCAUACUCCACCAGCAAGCUGAACAAGGCUUUCAUCAAGCUUUUUCUCUACCACUCAUUAAAUAACUUAUUUGCCAUAAUGACUAAUGGAUAUUUUUUCCUCUCGGUUUUAUGAUCUGUUGUGUAUUCUCCUUUAAUGAAAAUAAGCCAAAUUAGGUAACUCAUGUUUUUUCUCAGAGCACACGAACUGGAUUUUAUGAUGUAUAGCAACUUCUUUGACUAAGCCAUCACUCAAAAGUAAUGAGCAGGAGUAUCACAGAAAGAAAUACAUAAAUGUAACUAAAGGAUGCCUACGUUCACUUUAAACACAGAGAUGAGAGAUCUGCUUUUUUUUUAAUCCUGGAAAAUAAAAAUAGACUCACACAAAAUGAAACUGGGAAAAGACAUUAACAUUACUUAAAAGAAGGCUUAUUUUUAUUGCUGGCUUGAAACUCGGGACAGACACAAAGAAUAUGUGCUGCCCUGCAGAAGUCUCUCAGGCAGUUAAGAAGUCCCCAUGUUUAAUCAAAACGUUUUGCUGCUGACCUGCUGGAAGAAAAAAAAAGGAAAAAAUAAAGCUACAAGGAAUGAAAUAGAGGCCAGCUGCACCUCGGCUGCCAGGUGAAAAUGCACGUCCAAUACGUGGCAGUGUCACCAUGCACCGAUUUCUGACAAGCUGCGACCAUGAUCUGAAAGGCCCUUGAGGCGCAGAGACAGGCAACAAUGUCUUGACAUUGAGUAUUCAAAUCGGAAGAAGGAAAGGAGAAAAAACCACCGCGACAAAAGAAUGUGUUUCUCCCCAUCUCUGGAAGUCAACAUGCAGUCCGAAUCUAACAUGACAGUUCGAGAUGCCAUCGACGACAUCGACACCAACAUGUACCGGCCGCUGUCCUAUCCAUUAAGCUUUCAAGUUUCUCUCACUGGAUUUUUGAUGCUAGAAAUCGUUCUGGGACUUGGCAGCAACCUCACCGUGCUGGUACUUUACUGUAUGAAAUCCAACUUAAUCAAUUCUGUCAGUAACAUAAUUACAAUGAACCUUCAUGUACUUGAUGUAAUAAUCUGUGUGGGAUGUAUUCCUCUAACUAUAGUUAUCCUCCUGCUUUCGCUGGAGAGCAACACGGCUCUGAUCUGCUGCUUCCACGAGGCUUGCGUCUCCUUUGCGAGCGUCUCCACGGCCAUCAACGUCUUCGCCAUCACCCUGGACCGCUACGAUAUCUCCGUCAAACCCGCCAACCGCAUCCUCACCAUGGGCAGGGCCGUGAUCCUCAUGACGUCCAUCUGGAUCAUCUCGCUUUUCUCCUUCCUGAUUCCUUUCCUCGAAGUCAAUUUUUUCAGUCUUCAAAGCGCAAGUACAUGGGAAAACAAGACCCUGCUGUGCGUCAGUACCAACGAAUACCACACGGAGCUGGGAAUGUACUACCACCUGCUCGUUCAGAUUCCUAUCUUUUUCUUCACUGUCGUGGUGAUGCUCAUCACCUACACCAAAAUACUCCAGGCUCUUAACAUUAGAAUCGGCACACGAUUUACACCGGGCCAAAAGAAAAAAGCUAGGAAGAAAAAAACUAUUUCUUUAACCACUCAGCACGAGGCCACCGACGUGUCGCAUGGCGGCGCGGGGCGGAACGUGGUCUUUGGCGUGAGGACUUCGGUCUCCGUAAUAAUCGCCCUCCGCCGAGCCGUGAAACGGCACCGGGAGCGCCGGGAGCGCCAAAAGCGAGUCUUCCGAAUGUCCCUCCUGAUUAUCUCAACCUUUCUGCUCUGCUGGACACCCAUCUCUGUUUUAAACACAACCAUUUUAUGUUUGGGCCCAAGUGACCUUUUGGUAAAGCUGCGCUUAUGUUUUCUAGUCAUGGCAUACGGGACGACUAUAUUCCACCCGCUGCUUUAUGCGUUCACAAGGCAAAAAUUUCAGAAGGUUCUGAAAAGCAAAAUGAAAAAGCGAGUUGUUUCAAUAGUGGAAGCAGAUCCCUUGCCGAAUAACGCUGUCAUACACAACUCAUGGAUAGAGCCUAAGAGGAACAAAAAGAUCUCUUUUGAAGACAACGAAGUAAGGCAGAAAUGUUUAGUACCUCAGGUUGUCACUGACUAGACUCCAGUAUCCACCAAAACACACCGAGAGGAAUAUUUGAAUAAACUGUAGAAAAAUACUGCCAAAUAAGGGAAAAAAAAAACUUUUUUAAAAAAGCACUAUUGGCUAGACUGUAAAUUUUCAACAUAUAUGUUAAAUAGAGUAGGUCUUGCAUAUUCAAUCUCUUCAUUAUGUAAGAUAAAUGUUGCAUGGCCGUUUGUUAGCGUAACACCAUGUGUAUAUUUGUCAAAAAUAUUCAA
Nothoprocta perdicaria is the source of this 2652-nucleotide messenger RNA. It is a transcript of the gene GPR22, whose product is annotated as G protein-coupled receptor 22. Gene Ontology annotation, molecular function: peptide binding; G protein-coupled receptor activity. Lineage: Eukaryota; Metazoa; Chordata; Aves; Tinamiformes; Tinamidae. The transcript has 3 exons. Gene Ontology annotation, biological process: G protein-coupled receptor signaling pathway. Gene Ontology annotation, cellular component: membrane. The record is from RefSeq and is a predicted model, not a curated record. Bases 1112 to 2413 code for a protein of 433 amino acids.